GAGCGAGGGAACGCGCGCGAUCGCAGGGUCUGAAAGGAGGUGGGAGGGAGAGGGAGAGCGGAGGGAGGAGGGAAGAGGGAGGGGCCGAGGGACGCAGGGGGUGGGGGCUGCCGUGGCAGCAGUCGCAGCGGCUCCAGCCUCCUGCUUGCUCACUCGUUCUCAGUGCCCGGAGCCGGCUGCCCGGCUGGGGCGGUUCGCAGCUCCCGCUCCUGCCUGGGGACCUGAAGCCUCUCCGGCUCCGGGGUAUAGGACCGCGCGACUGGCUGGCCCAAGCCCUGGGCGCGCCACGGAAGCAGGGCCUGAUGGCGCCGUCCGCGGUGGGCCUCCUUGUUGUCUUCCUCCUGCAAGCCGCUCUCGCUCUGAACCCCGAGGACCCCAAUGUGUGUAGCCACUGGGAGAGCUAUGCCGUGACUGUGCAGGAGUCUUAUGCACACCCCUUUGAUCAGAUCUACUACACACGAUGUGCAGACAUCCUCAACUGGUUCAAGUGUACCCGGCACCGGAUCAGCUAUAAGACCGCGUACAGGCGCGGCCUCAGGACCAUGUACCGGCGGAGGUCCCAAUGCUGCCCUGGCUACUAUGAGAAUGGAGACUUCUGCAUUCCUCUGUGCACUGAGGAGUGUAUGCAUGGCCGCUGCGUCUCUCCUGAUACCUGCCACUGUGAGCCUGGAUGGGGAGGCCCUGACUGCUCCAGCGGCUGCGACAGCGAGCACUGGGGUCCCCACUGCAGCAACCGGUGUCAGUGUCAGAACGGCGCCCUGUGCAACCCUAUCACUGGCGCCUGCGUGUGCGCCCCUGGCUUCCGAGGCUGGCGCUGUGAGGAACUCUGCGCGCCCGGUACUCAUGGCAAGGGCUGCCAGCUGCUCUGUCAAUGCCACCACGGCGCCAGCUGCGACCCGCGUACUGGCGAGUGCCUCUGCGCACCUGGCUACACAGGCGUUUACUGUGAGGAGCUGUGCCCUCCUGGAAGCCAUGGAGCUCACUGUGAGCUGCGCUGCCCCUGCCAGAACGGAGGCACCUGCCACCACAUCACUGGCGAGUGUGCCUGCCCUCCAGGCUGGAUGGGAGCAGUGUGUGCCCAGCCCUGCCCACCAGGGACCUUUGGCCAGAACUGUAGCCAGGACUGUCCCUGCCACCAUGGAGGCCAGUGUGACCAUGUGACUGGACAAUGCCAUUGUACAGCUGGGUACAUGGGGGACAGGUGCCAAGAGGAAUGUCCCUUUGGAACGUUCGGUUUCCUGUGCUCUCAACGCUGUGACUGCCACAAUGGAGGUCAAUGUUCUCCAGCCACCGGUGCCUGUGAGUGUGAGCCUGGCUACAAGGGCCCCAGCUGCCAGGAGCGGCUAUGUCCUGAGGGCCUGCAUGGCCCAGGCUGCACCUUGCCCUGCCCCUGUGACACUGAGAACACUAUCAGCUGCCACCCAGUUACUGGAGCUUGUACCUGCCAACCAGGCUGGUCUGGUCACUACUGCAAUGAGUCCUGCCCCGCCGGCUACUAUGGCAACGGUUGCCAGCUACCCUGCACCUGCCAGAACGGUGCUGACUGCCACAGCAUCACUGGGAGCUGCACUUGUGCUCCAGGUUUCAUGGGAGACGUGUGUGCCAUCCCCUGUGCUGCAGGGACCUAUGGUCCCAACUGUUCCUCUGUAUGUAGCUGUAGCAAUGGCGGCACCUGUUCCCCUGUGGAUGGCUCCUGCACCUGCCGAGAGGGGUGGCAGGGCCUGGACUGUUCCCUGCCUUGUCCCAGUGGGACCUGGGGCCUGAACUGCAAUGAGACUUGCAUCUGUUCCAAUGGAGCUGCCUGCAACCCUUUUGAUGGCUCCUGCGCCUGUACCCCAGGCUGGCUGGGGGACUCCUGCGAACUGCCCUGCCCGGACGGUACGUUCGGGCUGAACUGCAGUGAGCACUGUGACUGCAGCCAUGCUGACGGCUGUGACCCUGUCACAGGCCACUGUUGCUGCCUGGCAGGAUGGACAGGCAUCCGCUGUGAUAGCACAUGUCCUCCAGGUCGCUGGGGCCCCAACUGUUCAGUGUCCUGCAGCUGUGAGAACGGAGGCUCCUGUUCUCCAGAGGACGGGAGCUGCGAGUGUGCCCCUGGCUUCCGAGGACCCUUAUGUCAGAGAAUCUGCCCACCAGGAUUCUACGGCCAUGGCUGUGCCCAGCCUUGUCCCCUCUGCGUGCACAGCAGGGGGCCCUGCCACCACAUCAGUGGCAUCUGUGAGUGCCUGCCAGGAUUCUCUGGAGCCUUGUGCAACCAAGUGUGUGCUGGAGGGCACUUUGGGCAGGACUGUGCCCAGCUCUGUUCCUGUGCCAACAACGGGACCUGCAGCCCCAUCGAUGGCUCCUGUCAGUGCUUCCCUGGGUGGAUUGGCAAGGACUGUUCACAGGCCUGCCCAUCUGGGUUCUGGGGCUCUGCCUGCUUCCAUACAUGCAGCUGCCACAACGGGGCGAGCUGCAGCGCCGAGGAUGGGGCCUGCCACUGCACCCCUGGCUGGACUGGACUCUUCUGCACGCAGCGUUGCCCUUCAGCAUUUUUUGGGAAGGAUUGUGGGCACAUAUGCCAGUGUCAGAAUGGAGCCAGCUGUGACCACAUCACUGGGAAAUGCACCUGUCGGACAGGCUUCUCUGGGCGCCAUUGUGAACAGAGAUGUGCCCCUGGAACCUUUGGAUAUGGGUGUCAGCAGCUAUGUGAGUGCAUGAACAAUGCCACUUGUGACCACGUCACUGGUACCUGUUACUGCAGCCCGGGAUUCAAAGGAAUCAGGUGUGAUCAAGCUGCCCUCAUGAUGGAUGAGCUGAACCCCUACACCAAGAUCAGUCCAGCUCUAGGAGCAGAGCGGCACUCGGUGGGUGCUGUCACGGGCAUCAUCCUCCUCUUGUUCCUGGUUGUGCUGUUGCUGGGCCUGUUUGCCUGGCGACGGAGGCGGCAGAAAGAGAAAGGCCGUGACCUGGCUCCCCGUGUCUCCUACACCCCAGCCAUGAGGAUGACCAGCACAGACUACUCUCUCUCAGAUUUGUCUCAAAGUAGCAGCCAUGCCCAGUGCCUUUCCAAUGCCAGCUACCACACAUUGGCGUGUGGGGGGCCUGCCACCAGCCAGGCCAGCACUCUGGACAGGAACAGCCCCACCAAGCUCAGUAACAAGUCCCUUGACAGAGACACAGCAGGCUGGACCCCCUACAGCUAUGUGAACGUGUUAGACUCCCAUUUCCAGAUCAGUGCUCUGGAGGCCAGGUACCCGCCCGAGGACUUCUACAUUGAACUUAGACACCUCAGCCGCCAUGCUGAGCCACACUCACCAGGCACUUGCGGAAUGGACAGACGUCAGAACACAUACAUUAUGGACAAAGGCUUCAAAGAUUACAUGAAAGAAUCUGUGUGCAGUUCUAGCACUUGCUCCUUGAACAGCAGUGAAAACCCUUACGCCACAAUUAAGGACCCACCCAUCCUCACCUGCAAGCUUCCAGAAAGCAGUUAUGUAGAAAUGAAGUCACCUGUGCACAUGGGGUCUCCGUACACAGAUGUGCCAUCCUUGUCGACAUCUAAUAAAAAUAUAUAUGAAGUUGAGCCCACAGUCAAUGUGGUCCAAGAAGGCCGAGGUCAUAACUCCAGCUAUAUCCAGAAUCCAUACGACCUACCUAGGAACAGCCAUAUUCCUGGUCACUAUGACCUCCUCCCAGUAAGACAGAGCCCUGCCCAUGGGCCCUUCCAGGACAAGCAGUAAGAGGGAUAAGUGUCUCUCUUAGUGUGCUCUGCUGACUAUUUUCUGACUCUGAAAGAAGACAAUCCAUGACUUGAAAUAUCAGUACAGAAUGCCUUGAGCUGUGUGUUAUUAGUUCCUUCAUCUGGAUUGAAAGAAACACUUCCAAACAGGAUUGGGGUAACUGUUCAAGAAAGUCUGUUCACAAAAGCAAAUCCUAUCAGUCUUCAGCCCUAAAUGUCCUGGAUAUGAUUUUUAGAACAUUAAAGAUACCACUAUUCAUCAACAUCAGCUAAAAGAUAUGUAUUUAGUAUUCUGAAACAACGCUUAAGAAGCAUGUAGCUUAGGUUCUGCAAACUUUCCAAGGAGGCAAAGAAAAUUGGGGAAGGGAGAGGGCACUUUAAAGUGCCUGAAAUGUAUAUGUGCUGUUGAUUGUUAUUAUCCUCAACAUCUGUUUCAGUAUCUAAGGAAAUUGGUAUGUGGGCAUGAACUGUUCUAAUAUUAACUGCGGUCUGUGUUCAUAUAGGUAUGCCCCAUCAAAUUAUAACAGCCACAAUCAGAGUUUAAAAUAUAGCCUAAUUAUUUAAUAAAGACAGGCUCACUUUCUUUAUUAAAUAAUUAUUGGUGAUAGUAGACAAAACAGAAAGAGGGGAAAAGUAAUUGUUUCAAAAGAGUAGCAGUUUCAUUCACUCUAGAAUGAUUUCUAUGCCAGUCAAAGUUCAAGAAUAAUGAAUGCCAGCUCUUGCCUGGCUUUACUGAAUUGGUUCACCCAAUACUUGAGUCAUUCUGUGUGCACAAGAGAACUAAGAUGCUGCUUUUAGAAAAUGGUCACCAGGCUGGGAAUGUAGCUCAGUGGGAGAGGCCUUGCCUACUAAGGACGGACCAGGGGUAGAUCAGCAGCAUUGUAUAAAAGGCAUAGGCUUGUAAGAAUGAAGUUUCCCCAACAACAUAAUUGGAUCACUCAAGUUACUUAGUCAGAGUUCCAUGACUUGUUUAUGAGCAGUUCUUCAUAGAUGGUGCUUGAUGUAGUAUGGAACCUAAAGGUAUAGAAGAAAUUACACAAUGGGCAUGGCAAGCUUAUGUUGCUUAGCAUACAUUAUGUUUUUGAUGCAACUAAAUGAAAUAAAUGUAAAACAAAACAAAAACAAAAAAACAUAAAAGUUCACUGCCCGAGAUGGGCAAAUAUGUAUUCCAUUAGUUGGUGCUUUCAAUCUCCUGUUCAGAGAAGUCCAUAACUUCCACUGCACAGGUAACAGCAGGUAAACUGAGGCUUGGACAAUUCUGAAUGGCCAAUCACCAAGUCCUAUAGGACCUCUUCACAAGAAUUUAGAAAAGAAGGGGCAAGGUGGGAGUUAAUGGUUACCUUUGUGCCAUCCCAUGCUCUUAAGAGGAAUAAGAGUCAAGAGCCAGUAGAAAUUACCUAAAAAGGGUUUAUAGAAGAGCGACUAGAAGACUGUAAAGCUAGAUACUGCUACAGGAAGUAGGGAUGAUAACCUUAGUUUGAGUAAUAAUCAGCAAAAGAAAGAAAAUAAAUAUAUGAGCAAAUCUCUUUGCUCACUUCACUCAAGGCAUAAGCCAGCAUUAGCAUUAGAGGAACACAUACAUGAAUGUUGCAUGUGUGCAUGGAAGCGAGGCAUCACCAAUAGUGAACUUUCCCAAAAGCCUUAUUAAAAUAGAGACAUUAGGAAAUAUUGGUAGACCUAAGUUAAUAUUUCUCAUACAUAUGUAUAAAGAAAUAUAGUUAAGAGACUCACCUCAGUAUUUCAGGGCCACAAGUGCUCUAUUAUCUUUGUGAAGCAAGGAUGAAGAAGCAUGGUAAAGUCCAACCAGCAAGCAGAAAUGGUGUCUCAAUCCCAGGCUUUAUCUUCUUUCCUUAUCUUGCAUGUACAAUAACUGCUACCUGGCAAACUGCAGUCAUGCAAAUUCCAAAUCUCAUUUCUCUCUUGCCAACUACACUCUGCACAAAGUAUCCAGCAAGAGGUGGGAUGGCUAGAGCAUCAAGUCAAGAGAAGUUGGCAGCACUCUUGUUGGGUCACUUGCCCUCUUCGGGCUCCUUUAUUACCCACACAUGAAAGAAGAGAGACACAGAGUGGGAGCAGAGCUCUAACAACUCUCCAGGUGUAGCAGUCUACAACAUUUCAAGUAACAUAGUUCAGUCAGGCAAUACAGAGAAGGGAGAGGGCAAAGACGUGAUUAAGUAUGGUGACAGCAGCAGCCUUCACAUAGCUAAGAGUUAGCACUAGGACAUUCCGAUCAUGCAGAGCAACUGUUAGGAAUUUCUGUCUAACAAUCACAAACAGGUUUGCGGUCAGCCUCAACAUGUGCGCUGUGCAUUCUAUAGUCGAUUUGGAAAGAUCUGCUCAAUUAUUUUUCAAAAUGAAAAUUUCAAUCCAGUAAAUUAAUAUGUAUACAAGUCAAACAAAGAAAACACAGUUAUUGUACAAUAGUGUGAGAGACUAUGAAAUGGCAAUACUUUUUUAAACCACAGAUUUGUAAUAUAUUUGUUCACUGUGCAGAGGAUGUACCUUAUACAAAAUAAAAUGGAUUCUCAAACUAACACUA
This is a messenger RNA of Mastomys coucha (southern multimammate mouse), 6260 nucleotides long. It is a transcript of the gene Megf11, whose product is annotated as multiple EGF like domains 11. The coding region runs from base 303 to 3722 and encodes 1139 amino acids. The transcript has 26 exons. Lineage: Eukaryota; Metazoa; Chordata; Mammalia; Rodentia; Muridae. The record is from RefSeq and is a predicted model, not a curated record. Gene Ontology annotation, molecular function: protein binding. Gene Ontology annotation, cellular component: membrane.